Messenger RNA from Myotis daubentonii (Daubenton's bat), 3293 nucleotides. It is a transcript of the gene KCNK4, whose product is annotated as potassium two pore domain channel subfamily K member 4. NCBI's taxonomy places the organism in Eukaryota, Metazoa, Chordata, Mammalia, Chiroptera, Vespertilionidae. Gene Ontology annotation, biological process: potassium ion transmembrane transport; stabilization of membrane potential. The record is from RefSeq and is a predicted model, not a curated record. Gene Ontology annotation, molecular function: outward rectifier potassium channel activity; potassium ion leak channel activity. Gene Ontology annotation, cellular component: plasma membrane.
GGACUGGGGGGAGGCGCGGGUGUGUCCUGGUACCAAGUGUCCGUCCAGCCACAGGGAUGCAGGGAGAGGUCCUCUGAGGCAGGAGAGCUGGAGGCUCCAAGCACCCGUGGGUGUGUAGGGGCUGGAGGAGGGCUGUCAGGCCAGGUUAUUGAUCCGAGAUCCCUGGUUCUGCCCGCAGUGACCACAGCCCUCCCGAAGCCGCCUGCCCGGCCUCCCCACGCGGGCUGCGGACCUGGCGGGGCCCCUGGGCACGCCAUGCGCAGCACCACACUCCUGGCUCUGCUGGCGCUGGUCCUGCUCUACCUGGUGUUGGGGGCCCUGGUCUUCCGGGCCCUGGAGCAGCCCCUGGAGCAGCAGGCCCAGAGGAAGCUGGGGGAAGUCCAAGAGAAGUUCCUGCGGACCCACCCAUGUGUGAGCGACGGGGACCUGGGGCUCCUCAUCAAGGAGGUGGCGGAUGCCCUGGGAGGGGGUGCAAACCCUGACAUCAACGCAACCAGUCACAGCAACUACUCAGCCUGGGACCUGAGCGGCGCCUUCUUUUUCUCAGGCACCAUCAUCACCACCAUCGGCUAUGGCAAUGCAGCCCUGCGCUCAGAUGCCGGUCGCACCUUCUCCAUCAUCUAUGCUCUGGUGGGGAUCCCACUGUUCGGGAUCCUGCUGGCAGGGGUCGGGGACCGGCUGGGCUCUGCCCUGCGCCACGGCAUCGGGCACAUUGAAGCUAUCUUCCUGGUGAGCUGCUCCACCCAUUUGUGUCGGGCUCAGGACACCUUUUCUACCGAGAUGACAGGAGCCUCCCACAGGCUCCCGGAGGAAGGGGUGUGGGGUGUGAGAGUGGAGGUUUGGGCGACUCCUGGGUCCUACCUAUUGCCCUCCCUGCAGAAGUGGCACGUGCCCAAGGAGCUGGUGCGAAUCUUGUCGGCGUUUCUCUUCCUGGUGAUUGGCUGCCUGCUCUUUGUCAUCACCCCCAUGUUCGUGUUCUGCUACACGGAGGGCUGGAGCAAGCUCGAGGCCAUAUACUUCGUGGUGGUGACGCUCACCACCGUGGGGUUCGGGGACUAUGUGGCCGGCGCCAACCCCAACCAGACCCACGCAGCCUAUCAGCCGCUGGUGUGGUUCUGGAUCCUGCUCGGCCUGGCCUACUUCGCCUCGGUGCUCACCACCAUCGGGAACUGGCUGCGGGUGGUGUUCCGCCGCACGCGCGCAGAGAUGGGCGGCUUCACGGCUCAUGCCGCCAGCUGGACCGGCACGGUGACGGCGCGGGUGACCCAGCGAGGCGGGUCCGUGGCGCUGCCGCCGCAGGAGAAGGAGCGGCCGCUCUCGCCCCCGGCCCCCGCGCCCCCGGAGAAGGCCUCCCCGCCCUCCCCGCCCUCCCCGCCCUCCCCGCCCACGGCCUCCGCGCCCUCGGCCUCCGCGCUGGAUUACCCCAGCGAGAACCUGGCCUUCAUCGACGAGUCCUCGGACACGCAGAGCGAGCGCGGCUGCGUGGUGCCCCGCGCGCCCCGGGGUCGCCGCCGCGCCCCGCACCCCGCCAGGAAGCCCGCGCGGCCCCGCGGCCCCGGGCGCCUCCGGGACAAAGACGUGCCCGUGUAGGGCAGGAGCGCCGGCCCCAGAGGCUGCGUUCUGGCUCGUCCCCUGCAUGCGUUGCCUGGUUGAUCGAAGCGCCUGUGCGACCUGCCUGCAGCCUGGGGGCAGGCCAGGUGGCGUGCCUGGCACCCCGGCUCCUGGCCCCUCCUCCCUCCGUUCAUCUCCAGCCCCCAAGGGUCCCCGCCUCCUGUCCGGGCCGGACCGUCCCCCACGCCUCCCAGCUGAGCCUCAGAGCCCGCAUCAAUAAAGGAAAAAGUCCACCGCUGCGGGCGGCGCGCUCCCAGGGCGCGAGUGCUGGCGUCGGGGCGCUCCCUGGCGAGUCAGGCUUCCGUGACUCUCGGCACCCACGUCGGGUCGGGCAGGGAGCGGCACCCUCCGCCGUGAUCGGCCCGCGUCGCUGCGUGGAGGCCAGCAAACAGGGGCGCGUUACGGAACCUGCCAGAUGGGCUGUGCGUCUCCAACGCCAGCGCAGCCUUAGGGGUGCGGGGGUGGGUAGGGGGAGAAAUAAUUGUGUCAAGUGUGGGGGGCUGCAGCUUGACCACUUCCUGCACGAGACCCUCCUCGCCAUUCCAGAACGCGACCCCGCCCCUCCCCCUUCCCGGAGCGCAACCCUCCCCCCGCCCCCCGCCAUCCGCGAGGCCUGUGGCGACUGGGUCCGUUGGGGCAGAACCAUGGAGGAAAAGCCUCUCAAAGUAAGAACUCUUCCUGGGCCCCUCAUCCUGUCAGCCCCCAGACUCAUUCAACGUGGGCCCUGGCUGUCCUCUCACGCCCCCCACCCCCCAGCUCCCAACAGACCCCACGUGGCUGCCCCAGCCUGCUUUUCUCCCUCCCCAACUCCCCGCGACCCUCGGCUUUCCUUGUUUGUUUGUUUUUUUUUCUUUUUAAUUGAUUUUAUUGGGGUGAUAUUGGUUAAUAAAAGUAUAUAGAUUUCAGGUGUACAAUUCUAUAAUACAGGAUCUGUACGCCUGAAACCUGUAUACUUGUAUUAAGUCUCCUUCCAUCACCGUUUGUCCCUCCUAUACCCUCUCCUACUGCCUCCGCCCCUUUCCCGCUGGUAAUCACCAGACUGUUGUAGGUGUCUAUGAGUUUUGUUGUUGUUGUUGCUUUUGCUUAAUCCUUCACCUUUUUCACCCAGCCCUGAGCUCCCCCCCCCCCCCGCCCGCCCCAGCUGUCAGUCUGUUCUCUAUGAAUCAAUCUGUAUUUUGUUUAUUAGUUUAUUUUGUUUAUUAGAUUACACAUAUGAAUGAAAUCAUAUGGUGCUUGUCUUUCUCUGACUGGCUUAUUUCAUUUAGCAUAAUGCUCUCCAGGUUGAUCCAUGCUGUGGCUAAUGGUAAGAUUCCCUCCCCCUUUUUAACGGCCAAGUAGUAUUCCAUUGUGUACAUGUACCACAGCUUUUUUAUCCCCUCAUACGUGCUGCUUCCAAACCCUGGCUAUUGUAAAUAACGCUGCAAUGAACAUAGGGGUGCAUAUAUUCUUUCGAAGUAGUGUUUUGGGUUUAUUUGGAUAUAUUCCAAGAAGUGGAAUUGCUGGGUCAUAAGGUAGCUCCAUUGCUAAUUUUUGGAGGUAAUUCCAUAAUGUUUUCCACAGUGGCUGCACCAAUCUGCAUUCCCACCAACAGUGCACGAGGGUUCCCUCUUCUCCACAUCCUCACCAACACGCCAACACUCAUUGUUUGUUGAUUUCUUGAUGAUAGCCAUUCUGACAGGUGU